UUUUACAACGUAGUAUGAAAAUGGAACCAGUAAUUCUUAUGGAUUCUCAGCCUCUGAAAGAACUGCAGCCAGACUGCAUGAUGUCCCCGCCUCGGGCUGGGAAGUCCAGCUCUCUGGCAGGCACGCCGAGCAAAGUGACGCCUGGCAAGCGCAAGCUCAUAAAUGCUGAGGAUGUCUCGCCGUCGAAAGUGAACAAAUCUGUCACCAAGCACGAGCUGUUUACAAGCCCGCGCAAGAGCAUGCGGGACCCUGAGCCUCUGCUCGAUGAGAACCCUGAUCGCUUCUGCAUGUUCCCAAUCAAGUAUCCUAAGAUCUGGGAAAUGUACAAGAAGGCGGAGGCGAGUUUCUGGACUGCUGAGGAAGUUGACCUGGGUGAUGACAUGAAGCAUUGGGAGAAGCUGUCCGACGGCGAGCGACACUUCAUCUCGCAUGUGCUUGCAUUCUUUGCUGCCAGUGACGGCAUCGUGCUUGAGAACCUGGCAAUUCGCUUCAUGAAGGAGGUCCAGCUGCCUGAGGCGCGUGCGUUCUACGGUUUCCAGGUGGCUAUCGAGAAUAUCCACUCCGAGAUGUACUCGCUUCUACUGGAAACCUACAUCAAGGACCCAAUUGAGAAGCACAAGCUCUUCCAUUCCAUCGAGACGGUGCCUUGCAUCAAGAAAAAGGCCCAGUGGGCGAUCAAGUGGAUCGGCAGCGAGAGCUCCUUCCCGGAGCGGCUGGUAGCCUUCGCGGCUGUGGAGGGUAUCUUUUUCAGCGGCUCGUUUUGCAGCAUUUUCUGGCUCAAGAAACGCGGCCUGAUGCCCGGCCUAACCUUCUCAAACGAACUCAUCUCCCGAGACGAGGGGCUGCACUGCGACUUCGCCUGCCUGCUCUAUGGGAUGCUGAGCAAGCAGCUUGAGGAGAGCCGUAUCAAGGAGAUCAUCUGCGAGGCGGUGGACAUCGAGAAUGAGUUUUGCACGGAUGCGCUUCCAGUGGACUUGAUUGGCAUGAACUCCCGCCUCAUGGCGCAAUACAUCGAGUUUGUUGCCGACCGUUUGCUGGUGGCACUGGGCUGCUCCAAGGCUUACAACGUUACCAACCCCUUCGACUUCAUGGACAUGAUCUCGUUACAGGGCAAGACCAACUUCUUUGAGAAGCGCGUGGGCGACUACCAGAAGAGCGGCGUCAUGGCUGGACUGCAGGGCAAGGUCCAGAACUUCUCGAUGGAUGAAGACUUUUGAAAAGCGCGCUGGCCGCUGGUUCUGAAGGUGGCAUGUGGGCUUCCGUUGGGUGACAAGGAUUCCGCGUGCUACUGUUUUCGAGUUGCUGAUCGGAACAUUGAAUGUCCAUUGCCAAAGAUGAAGGGGAUGCUUUUUUACAGAGCUAUGUGGCCUUGACUUUCACAGCAUAGGAUGAUGGACAUUGCCGCGCGCUUAUCUCACUCUCAAGUUGGGACGGCGCCCCGGUGUAAGUAAGCCUUGACAACGUUCUUAACUUGUUUACUGCUGCAGCACGGAAGGGGCACCGGUGACCCCUGAAAUUAACCGAAUUUGUGUCCCUAGCUCUUCUUCAUGGCCUUUUGUUUGCUGAUGCGCUCCCACUGCGUGCGCUGUGGGUCCUGAUGAGGGUACUACUGCAUACUGUAUUUUAUUUUCUACUAAACUCUUGACACGUCGCUUUCGUCUUUGGCAGUGGACAUCUAAUCUUGACCCGGUCAGCAAUCGGCAGUAGCACGCGAUGUAUUUUAUUUUACUAAAUACAAGACAUUUAUUUAGGUUCUUCAACUGUACGGUGGACAUUAUUUAGCUAUGGAAGCAUCCCUAAGGACGGAUGGCUAAGCCAACUGGGGAGCCAACGUUCGCCUGGUUUCGCCUGUUCGUUGGGGAAGUCUGCAGAGCUUCGACUUGCUUUGCGUAUACGUGGCAAACAUUGCGCCCCAUCCCCAUGAUCCUGUUGCUGCUGGGGGAUCUCCAGGUGGGGAACACCUCAGGGAGAAGGAAGCAUUGCUGUUGGUUGGUGGUUGGUACAGAUGUAGUUGGUGAGAGGCGAGGUGGCAUGGUCAGGCGCCGGUCCUGUAACAUCGCGAACUAACAUGGAACAGAGUUAACGAUACGGUCUUGGCAUGUCCCGUGCACCAUUGCCUGCUGUAACCCAUUUCAGGGAACGGGGGGAUUACCCCACGGGUAAAACCUUGUAAUAAAG
Volvox carteri f. nagariensis is the source of this 2178-nucleotide messenger RNA. RefSeq lists its product as uncharacterized. Gene Ontology annotation, molecular function: oxidoreductase activity. Lineage: Eukaryota; Viridiplantae; Chlorophyta; Chlorophyceae; Chlamydomonadales; Volvocaceae. The transcript has 7 exons. The coding region runs from base 15 to 1217 and encodes 400 amino acids. Gene Ontology annotation, biological process: deoxyribonucleotide biosynthetic process. The record is from RefSeq and is a predicted model, not a curated record.